Aureobasidium melanogenum CBS 110374 is the source of this 414-nucleotide messenger RNA. RefSeq lists its product as uncharacterized. NCBI's taxonomy places the organism in Eukaryota, Fungi, Ascomycota, Dothideomycetes, Dothideales, Saccotheciaceae. The transcript is spliced from 2 exons. The annotation marks the transcript as partial. The record is from RefSeq and is a predicted model, not a curated record. Gene Ontology annotation, cellular component: BLOC-1 complex. Gene Ontology annotation, biological process: endosome organization.
UCCACUGUGCCGCCAUCGCUACUGGGCUUGACAAAUGGCGAAGAGGUUGCGACUUUCCAACGACAUCAGCAGAUUGCUUUGUCUAGAGCAAACAACAACGCGCGCUCUGCGGCUGCAAAUGGAAGAGUCUUGGUGGACGCCGGCAGUUUGCAACUGCUAGCCAAUCACUUUGACCAUGUUAUGGCUGGCAUACAGCGAAGAGCUGAUCUUUUGACCCGCGAAACACAAGCUUCGGUGCAAAGACAGAGCUCAAGGGCCGUCUCCUCGAUCCAGGCUGCCAAUGCAGAGAUUGCCCGGGUUCAUGACCUUCUGAGACAGAUAGAUGAGCUCGAAACCGAGUUUGACAAAAUAAGACGUAUCCGCGACAUUGUGGCGGCUUUCAGAGCUCGAGUUGAAGCCCUGGAGAGAAGAGUG